CCCAUCUGACCGGUUACAAGCACACACGAGCUUUCUAAAUUUUAUACGAUGGUGUUGUUAACGUUCGCCCUACUGGGCGUGGCAGUCGCGUUGCUUUACAACUUUUAUCAGUAUACGUACAAGUACUGGGAGCGUCGCGGAGUGCCCUUUGAACCGCCUCUACCAUUAGUUGGCAAUAUGAAAGGCAUCGGAUCGAAAUAUCACUUUCGCGACGUUAAUCAGAGAAUAUACGAUCAAUUUAAGGGAAAAGCGCCUUUUGCGGGCAUGUUUAUGUUUUUGAAACGGGUCGCUUUCAUUAUCGAUCUCGAUCUGGUUAAACAGGUGCUAAUCAAGGAUUUUAAGGCUUUCCAAGAUCGCGGCGUAUUUAACAAUGUGCGGGACGAACCUCUAACUGGACACCUGUUCACUCUCGAGGGCGAAGAAUGGCGAUCUAUGAGGCACAAACUGACCCCCGUCUUCACCUCUGGCAAGAUGAAGCACAUGUUCGGCAUUGUGGUUGAGGUGGGUGAUCAUUUGACUACCACAAUGGGUAACGCAGUUAGUGCCGCCGCUGGAGUAGGUGGUGAUGUGGAGAUCAAGGAACUGUGUGCUCGGUAUACCACUGAUGUUAUUGGCACCUGUGCCUUUGGCCUCGAAUGCAACAGUCUGGCAGAUCCCAACGCCGAGUUUAGAGCCAUGGGUCGAUUGCUCUUCGAGAAACCACGUCAUAAUCAGUUGAUUCAAACCUUUAUAUUUACCAAUGCCAAGCUGGCAAGAAAGCUUCGGCUUAAAAUUUUAAAUGAUGAUCUAAAUAAUUUCUUCAUGGAUGCCGUUCGUAACACAGUAGAUCAUCGAGUCAAGCACGGCAUAAAACGCAAUGAUUUCCUUGAUCAGUUGAUCGAGCUGCAUGCUGAAAACGAGAACGAAGCUCGCCAGGGUAAAGGUAUUGAUCUAUCGAAAGGACUGACAAUCGAGCAAAUGGCCGCCCAGGCUUUUGUCUUCUUCAUUGCUGGUUUCGAAACGUCCUCUAGCACGAUGAGCUUCUGCCUAUACGAACUGGCAUUGCAACAAGAUAUUCAAAAUCGUCUACGAGAAGAGAUCGAGAACGCUCUAAAGGAUGUACCAAAUGGUCAACUUACCUAUGACGCCAUGGGUCAGAUGACCUAUUUGGAGCAGGUGCUGUCAGAGACCCUAAGAAAACAUUCAAUUAUAUCGCACCUUCUGCGAGAGGCAAACGAGGACUACAAAGUUCCCGGCACAGAACAGACUAUCGAGAAGGGAACAACAAUUAUAAUACCUGUACAUAACAUUCAUCACGAUCCAGAGAUUUAUCCUGUACCAGAUCGCUUUGAUCCGUCACGUUUUGAGCCCGAGGCUAUCAAAGCACGACACCAAUAUGCUUAUUUGCCAUUUGGAGAUGGACCCCGUAAUUGCAUUGGCGAACGAUUUGGAAAAAUGCAGGCCAAGAUUGGUCUCAUCUCACUCUUGAGGCACUUCAAGUUUGGCGUCUCCGACCGCACUGAAAUACCUUUGAUCCUAAAUAAGAAAAACUUCCCAUUGUCCACCAAAAAUGGAAUUCAUCUCAAAGUCGAGCGCAUUUAAAGAGAUUUUUCAAAAGUCAAUUAUGUUGUCUUAGUUUCGCCAUCUUUUUUUUUCAAUUCAGUUCUACAUUUAUUUGCUUUUUAUUAAAUUUUAAAAUAUUAAAUUCUGAUUAAGCAUCAGCUACAAAUGCA
Drosophila innubila is the source of this 1712-nucleotide messenger RNA. RefSeq names its product probable cytochrome P450 6a14. Bases 49 to 1581 code for a protein of 510 amino acids. Lineage: Eukaryota; Metazoa; Arthropoda; Insecta; Diptera; Drosophilidae. Gene Ontology annotation, molecular function: oxidoreductase activity, acting on paired donors, with incorporation or reduction of molecular oxygen; heme binding; monooxygenase activity. The record is from RefSeq and is a predicted model, not a curated record. The transcript has 2 exons.